AUGGCUUAUGAGGAUGAUGUAGGAACCCUCCUACGUCAAGGCUACCAGACUGAUCCAGAUGGACAGAGUGUAAAUAUGACCCAAAUUGCAGACUCGAUCCGACGUGACAUUUUAACACAGAAGGUAACAUUCUCAGGGUCAUUUGACGAAAAUAGUCAGGUUGAAUCAGUGCCUCAGUCACUUCUGUCGCUUGUCAGCAUGCUCAUCAAUGGAUCAAAUAUUACGGAUCAGACAUGCAACAAGAACCUCAGUCAACCAGUGCUUACCAUCGCUCAGCUGUUAGUUUUCAGCAGCAUCAAGAGGCGCAGAGACUAUAGUAAAAUACAACAUGUCUAUCACGGCAAAGAUCAUGAGACGCCUUACCCGUCUACAUGGGACUUAAGGCCCAUGCAUUAA
Molecule: messenger RNA, 396 nt
Organism: Saccoglossus kowalevskii
Lineage: Eukaryota; Metazoa; Hemichordata; Enteropneusta; Harrimaniidae
Source: RefSeq, a predicted model, not a curated record